GCGGGGGAUGGAGCCUUUCCUCGGCUGCACCGGCGCCGCGCUCCUGCUCUGCUUCAGCUACGCCGGUCUGCGCCCGGUGGAGGCAGACAGCCCUUCGGCUCCAGUAAAUGUCACAGUCAAACACCUGAAAGCCAACUCGGCCGUGGUCACUUGGGAUGUCCUGGAAGACGAAGUUGUCAUUGGAUUUGCAAUUUCCCAGCAGAAGAAGGACGUGCGGAUGCUGCGCUUCAUCCAGGAGGUGAACACCACCACCCGCUCCUGUGCCCUCUGGGACCUAGAGGAGGACACUGAGUACAUUGUGCAUGUCCAGGCCAUCAGCAUCCAAGGCCAGAGCCCAGCCAGUGAGCCAGUCCUCUUCAAGACCCCCAGGGAAGCUGAGAAACUAGCCUCUAAAAAUAAAGAUGAGGUGACAAUGAAGGAGAUGGCAAAGAAAAACCAACAGCUGCGAGCGGGGGAAGUUCUCAUCAUUGUUGUGGUGUUGUUCAUGUGGGCAGGGGUGAUCGCCCUGUUCUGCAGACAAUACGACAUCAUCAAAGACAACGAGCCCAACAACAGCAAGGAGAAAGCCAAGAGCGCCUCGGAGAACAGCACACCCGAGCACCAGGGCGGGGGCCUGCUGCGGAGCAAGUUUCCAAAAAACAAGCCCUCAGUGAACAUCAUUGAAGCAUGACAGCCUGACACCUGAGAGAUGGACUCCAUGCCUCACUCUCACUCUGAGCCGUGCUGACUGGGGAGGUGAAACAUUGGCGGAGCGAUUUGCAAAACAAGACCUCGUGAUUGUCA
Molecule: messenger RNA, 783 nt
Organism: Melozone crissalis (California towhee)
Lineage: Eukaryota; Metazoa; Chordata; Aves; Passeriformes; Passerellidae
Gene: FNDC5
Product: fibronectin type III domain containing 5
Exons: 6
Coding region: 8-670 (220 amino acids)
Biological process (GO): positive regulation of brown fat cell differentiation
Molecular function (GO): protein binding
Source: RefSeq, a predicted model, not a curated record